Nicrophorus vespilloides is the source of this 702-nucleotide messenger RNA. RefSeq names its product cardio acceleratory peptide 2b (gene Capa). Gene Ontology annotation, molecular function: neuropeptide hormone activity. Gene Ontology annotation, biological process: neuropeptide signaling pathway. Lineage: Eukaryota; Metazoa; Arthropoda; Insecta; Coleoptera; Silphidae. The coding region runs from base 83 to 541 and encodes 152 amino acids. The transcript is spliced from 3 exons. The record is from RefSeq and is a predicted model, not a curated record.
CGAUUGAAAUCGCAACACGCACUCCGACACCAGUUGUCUUAUUCAGUGAAAUAUUUUUAAGUUCUUUAAAUUCGCGUCGAAGAUGAACAAGUUUGUGUCUUCCCUUCUGAAAAUCUCCGGUAUUUUGAUUUUGUUCGUGCUCGUGGAUAAUAUUGAUGCGAAAGGAAGAGAUUCUAACCAAAGGUUGUUUCCGUUCCCUCGUGUCGGUCGGGGUCAAGAUUCGAGAUACUUAAGUCGCAAUGAGGAGGGAAAGAUUUCUCUGUUCGCGUUCCCAAGGAUCGGGCGUUCGGAACAACCACUUCCAAAGAGGUCCUCCUCCUCUUCCAACAACGGCCUGUGGUUCGGACCUAGACUGGGUCGCGUCCAAAAACGAGACAUCUACGUGUAUGAUCUUCCACACAACUAUCCCCGUGAGAUCGUCUUCACGAACUCGAAGUACAACAUGGACUUUCCCGACUACCCGGAAACGCGAAACGUCCACUACACGCCUAGAUUGGGAAGGGAGUCUUCGGAACAGCAGGAGGAAGAUGCCGAAGAAUAAGAAGUAAACUAAGUAUAUUAAUUUUAAUAAAGCGUUGGACGCCCGGCGUAGGGCUGGAUGCGCCGGGCGGCUUAUGAUAAUUGCAUUAUGUAACCUAUUUUAAAUGUACACUGUAUUCUGAAAUUAAAAUUAACAAAGUAAAAUAAAAUGCGAUUCACAAA